Empidonax traillii (willow flycatcher) is the source of this 696-nucleotide messenger RNA. RefSeq names its product forkhead box protein L2-like. Bases 1 to 696 code for a protein of 231 amino acids. The transcript has a single exon. Lineage: Eukaryota; Metazoa; Chordata; Aves; Passeriformes; Tyrannidae. Gene Ontology annotation, biological process: regulation of transcription by RNA polymerase II; anatomical structure morphogenesis; cell differentiation. Gene Ontology annotation, molecular function: DNA-binding transcription factor activity, RNA polymerase II-specific; RNA polymerase II cis-regulatory region sequence-specific DNA binding. The record is from RefSeq and is a predicted model, not a curated record.
AUGGGCGAGGCAGACGGCACCGACCCUCCGAUGUCGGGCACCGACCCUCCGAUGUCGGGCACCGAGCCGGCCAGGUCGAGCACCGACCCGGGCGAGCCGCAGAAGCCUCCCUACUCCUACGUGGCGCUGAUCACCAUGGCCAUCCGCUCCAGCCCCGAGCAGCGGCUCCCCCUGAGCGGCAUCUACGCCUUCAUCGCCGAGCGCUUCCCCUACUACCGCGGCGACUCCCCGGGCUGGCAGAACAGCGUCCGCCACAACCUCAGCCUCAACCCCUGCUUCCGACGCCUGCCCCGCCGCGGCCGCCGAGGCGGUGACUGGGCGCUGGAUCCCACUUUCCGCGACAUGUUCCCGGAGGGCGAUUACCGCCGGCGCCGGCGCCGCACUCUCCUCCCGACGGCAUCUCGUCCUCCUCCGCCACCACCGCCGCCCGCAGAGCCCUGGUCACCGCCGCCACCACCGCCGCCCGCCCCGCCGCACCCGCUGCCUGCUGAGCACUGGUCACCGCCCCCGGCCCCUCCAGGGUGCUCGCACGGACCCUGGGCAGCGCUGACCCUGCCCUGCGGGUGCCUGUGCCCGGAGAUGCCCGGCUGGGCUCCCCCCGGGUAUCCGGGGCCGCCGCAGGGCUACCCCGCCUGGCCGCUGGAUGCGGGGAUGCCCUGCGAGCCGGGCGCCGGGAUGUCGCCCUCCUUCAGGUGA